This is a messenger RNA of Linum tenue, 648 nucleotides long. The record is from the annotation of a GenBank genome assembly. Lineage: Eukaryota; Viridiplantae; Streptophyta; Magnoliopsida; Malpighiales; Linaceae.
AUGACUUCCUUCAGAACCCACAUUUCCACCAUAUCUUUCCUCUCUCCCCUUCCCCUAAUCCUAUCCACUCUCCUUGGCUAUGGAUUCUCAGCUUCCAUCUUCCUCACAGCACUAGUACUCAUCCUUAUCCCCAGAUCGAAACUUCACCAAUCGCAACAAACCCCAAUUACAGAGACAGCUCUAGUUCAGCAAACCCUAGAUUUCGAAGGUAUUCUGCAGCAAUAUUCAAAGGAACAAGAGCAAAGUUCUUUGAUCGAGGAAGAGGAAGAGGAAGAGGAAGAGGAGGAGGUGGUGGAAGAAGAAGAAGAAGAAGAAGAAGAAGAAGAAGAAGAAGAAGAAGCGAGGAGGCGGAGAGAGCUGACCGACGGCGAGUGCAAAGGGAGGCUGUCGUCUACGAGCGAGGAAUCGGAGGUGGACUACUGGCCGUUUCAGGGGAACAUGUUCCAGAGCCCGGAUUUCAUGGACGGAGGAUACAUCUCGGACGAAGAGAGCUUGAUCGAGAUUGCGCUUCCUGGCGGGGAAUUCGUGAUCCGCUCAAGCUGCAAAGACCACAAACGUCAAUUCGUGGUGAUCGAAGAGGAUGAUAACUUGUUCGAGAUUGACAUUUCCAUGGGCUCAAAUAAGAGUAGAUUUGAGAUUGAAUCUUAA